Molecule: messenger RNA, 1365 nt
Organism: Trichophyton benhamiae CBS 112371
Lineage: Eukaryota; Fungi; Ascomycota; Eurotiomycetes; Onygenales; Arthrodermataceae
Exons: 1
Coding region: 1-1365 (454 amino acids)
Biological process (GO): iron-sulfur cluster assembly
Cellular component (GO): cytosolic [4Fe-4S] assembly targeting complex
Molecular function (GO): protein binding
Source: RefSeq, a predicted model, not a curated record
AUGCCUAUCAAAAUUUCCCACCUUGCAGACCUCACACCGGCGCCGCAAGAGAGGUUGUGGCAUUCAUGCCCCCACCCUCAGCUCCCAAUUGUUGCAACUUGUGGCGCGGAUAAAAUUAUUCGCAUCUACUCUCUCCUAAAUUUCACGUUAAUUUCCUCAAUAACUGGCGGCCAUAAGCGGAGCGUCCGCUGUUCGGCGUGGAAACCCGGCUCUGGUGAAGAAAUUGUCCUUGCAACUGCAAGUUUUGAUGCAACUGUCGGUAUAUGGAAACGGUGGGAGCGGCUUCAACCCACCUCUACCAGUGUGUCCCAGGACCCGGAAGCACACGACGACGGUGAGGAUAUACUCUCUGCCACUGGGGAUGAAAGUGAAGACAAAGACGACUGGACGUUUGCUGUUGUACUUGAUGGACAUGACAGUGAGGUGAAAGCUGUCUCCUGGUCAUCCUCUGGCUCUCUCCUUGCAACCUGUUCUCGUGACAAAUCAAUAUGGAUAUGGGAAGACCUAGAAGAUGGCGAGAGUAACUUUGAAACCAUUGCUGUUCUGCAGGACCAUCAGGGUGACGUUAAGUGUGUUUCCUGGCAUCCAGACGAGGAUCGCCUCGCUAGUGGUGGCUAUGAUAACACCGUUCGACUAUGGAGGGAAGAUAUAGAUGAUUGGAGCCAAGUUGCCUGCCUUAACGGCCACGAAGGUACUGUGUGGUCGGUUGAUUGGGAAACAUCAGCACCCUCUGGAACAAGUACAAAUGAUAUACCAGGCAUGUCAUCCAUCUCCCGCUGCGAGGAAUCAUUACGACUGAGGACAGAUACCGGUCGGCAUGAACCACGGCUUGUGUCCUGUUCAGACGAUAAGACUGUCCGUGUUUGGAAGAGAUUGUCAGAUCCAGUAAUAUCAACACCCCAGACCUUGGACAAUAGUAUACGCGGCACAAUACGACCCAACUCCAUCGAAGAGAUGUGGGUUCAAGAAAGCAUUUUGCCGAAUGAGCAUGAUAUGUCAAUCUACUCCGUUGCGUGGAGCAAGGUUACCGGUCUUCUUGCGUCUGCUGGCGCGGAUGGAAAGAUAGUAAUAUAUCAAGAACGCCGAAAGCUGGGUCGCCACUCUGGUGGUGAGUUGGGUGAAAAUGCAACUGAAUCUCAGAGAGAUACUACUCUUACGGACGAACAGCAGGAUCCAGGCAAGUCUAGCCCGGAGACGGAAUGGUGUAUUCUAUCUACAAUAGAGGCAGCGCACGGCGUAAACGAAAUAAACCAUAUAUGCUGGGCAACGAGAGGAGGCCUGAAGGCAGAUUCACCAAUACAGGAGAUACUCUUAACCACAGGAGAUAAUGGCAUUGUAAAGGCCUGGAUAUUAAAAACGGGUUAA